Molecule: messenger RNA, 5940 nt
Organism: Apis mellifera (honey bee)
Lineage: Eukaryota; Metazoa; Arthropoda; Insecta; Hymenoptera; Apidae
Exons: 21
Coding region: 1702-5841 (1379 amino acids)
Source: RefSeq, a predicted model, not a curated record
CUUGGAAGUAACAUCGCGCACUCCCGUAAUCCUUUCCUUACCUCUUUCUCUCGCCGAGCCAUCCCCGCGAAACAGAUCCCCGUGAAACGAGUCGCGAACUCUUCUUAAUCGAACUUCGUCUCCCUUCUCUCCCUUAAUUCUCUCCGUGCUCUUAUUUUCGGUAUUUAAAAAAAAGAAAAAGAUUUGCUCGUUCGGGCGUUGUGUAACCGCAAGGUGAUUGUCAGGGUCCAAGGCGAGGUGGAGGAUCGUGUAUAUAUGUAUGUAUCGAUAAUUGAAACGUGCACGCGAAGGACGGAAGUCGGACGGACGGACGCGCGUGAAAGCAGGUCUCGUUGGUGAAAAUCGACGAGGGGGGAAGACGUGUUUUCUUUCAGUUCUUUUUUUUUUCAUCUUCUUCUUCUUCAUCUUCGAGUGGAAAAAACGAGGAGGAGGAGGAGGAGGAGGAGGAGGAGGAGGGCCGGAGAAAAAGAAAGGUGGACGGUCUCAGUCGUGGAUGAAGAGAGGUUCGAGAUAUAACCGGUUUUGCGGCGUUUAGAAAUGGAAAAUACCCGACAAGGACGGCAGAGGCGCGCGAAAGUCGCUAAUACCUAAUCAAGAAUGAGGAUGGAUCGAAGGGAUUUGGAAACGUUUGGGGGAACGCGCGUUUGAAGGAGGAAGGGAAGGGGAAAAGUUGAUUGGAAAAGAGAUUGUGAGAAUUUUUUCUCGCUUACUUUUCUAAACAUUUUCUCUCGUCCGUUCAACGAACGUGCUGUUAUUUGCUUAGCUAUAGCGGGAGGGGUCUACGAGAGGAGACUCUUUCUCGAGGAAUCUUCGUCGAGUAUUUAAAAAAAAAUUGCAAGUGGAACUUUGAAAAUUUUCUCAAUUUUCAAAUCCUCACCGUAACGAAAAGGAAAAGCAAACUAAGAUAGACUUAAAAGAAAAAAAGAAAAAACUUGAAUAAAACUUGUUUGGAGAAAUUUAAAAAGAAUCGUUUAACAGAAUAAUAAUAAUAAUUAAAAAUUGCAUAAUACGAAAGAAUGCUCAUCAACGCUCGAACGAAUAAAAACUUUUCCUAGAAACGCACAGAUUUCCCCGGGAGAAAAAUUAUCCUAUCUGGCGACAAUGAUCGAUGGAUAGGAAGGGGAAAAGAAAAAAGGAAGAAAAAAGGAAAUAAAAAAAAAAAAAAAAAAAGGGAGCAUAGAGGAUCAUCGAGAAGGUUGGAGAAGGUUGUAUCUUAAAUCCGCCGGAAGGCGAGAGGUACGACGCGCGCACGGUGGGAGGGGCGAUCACGAGGAGGAGGAGGAGAGGAUAUAUCCUCGAGCAAAGAUCGAUGUCUGUUCGCGCUCGAGCGGCCUCGAAGCCGCCGUGUGAUAACUGAUAAAUAUACCGGUCUCUCUUGCGGUACCCGGUUAAGAGAAUGCGGUUACAAACGCGAAGGGGGAAAAAAAGGACCACGGUGGUAGAUCUUUAAUGGUCGUCGAUACUUUCGUUUAGAAAGCGCGGCCGGCCGUGUCAGUUGGACGGGGAUUCGCGAUCGUGCCGCGUCGUUCCCUUCGAAUCGAUACCUCGAAUCGUCGCGCGCCGAUUUCGACCACCGGUCGGCCAUUGUAAACAAACCGUCCGUUCUUUCUUUCUUUCUUUUUUUUUUCGAAAAAUAUGCGCGCCGACACGCGCUCCGAUGAAUAUUCGUUUCGACGAAGGGAGAAAGUUUCUGCCGCGUGAAUGAGAGUGGAAAAUGCAGCUACCAGUUCGGUACAAGAUUUGGCCGCGGAGAAAGAAGAGGCGAACACGAUGGAAACCUUUCGAGAUUUUGUCGAGAAGAUAGUGGUUGGUUUGAUCGGCAACAUGGACGUGCCGAUCAAUCGUGUGGUAUAUCAUCAUUCGCCGUGUAAGUUGAAACACGUAGGACAUGUUGUACAAGCACAUGGCAAGCUUUUGGAAAAACACCUUGUACCCUUGAUCGAUGCACUCGCGAGUUUGGCUAUAGUACUGCAAUCAGCUUUAGAGAACAAAUCUGGCACGGAUGUGGGAAGCACGGCGCAAACGCUUCGCGACAUCGUGGAGCGUGUCGUCGAGGAGGCGAAGAGACUGCCCGGUCUCGGAAGUUGCGACGGGAGCGGAAGGAUCCAGGAGGAGAGGAACGGUGUGGAGAACAGUUACGAGGAGGUGCUCGCCACCACGAUCCUCAACAAGGUCAUCGAGAAAUACCAAAAGAAAGAGGUGGACGGGAAUAGCAACGUUCUCACUGGAAAGAUCGUCGUGCCUGCGAAAUAUGCACCGACCUGUGAAAGCGAGGCAGGGCUCGACGAAGGUGUCGAAGAAGGCAGGCUGGAACCGUUGUCCCAGGAGGAUUGCGCCAGCAACUACAGUGCAUCUAGCUCGAGACGCGUUAGAAACCAACCGGAGUCAUUAUCUCUCACGAUAGAAGAACGAAUAGAGGAAGUGACCACAACGUAUGCGUCGGACGAGGAUUCCAGGGAAUCUGUUUUGCCGGUCAAGAAUGCCCAUCGAGUGCCAUUUCCUGAACUUGGAAUGGACAUCAUCGAUCCUUUUCAAUCGGAGGACAGCCAAGACGAGAUCGACACGCCGACCAACGUGGAUUUAGUAUUCCCUGUCGAGUCUUGGGAAGAGAAUUGGUUGUUCCAAAAGAAGAAGGUCCAGACGCAGCAGGCUGACUCCGUGGCCAUGUUGGUACCGAAUCCUAGCGCCGAUUACAAGGCUCUGAUCGGCGACAAGGACGCGGAAGACACCUCCGACCUGUCCGAAUGUUCUUCAGCCCAGGCGGACGAGGACAUCGAGAAAGAGCUGAUGGAGGCGAUAAGCAACGUGGUGCCGCGAACCCCGGACGAGAAAAGGUUCGAGAAUGAUCUGGACCAAUACCACCCCCUCGUCGAUCCGUCGAAAAUCGAGAUUCAAGGCUUGAAUGAUCGAAGGAUCGAAAUGGGUGAGGAACGAAACGAAGAGGUCGAAGCCAAAGAGGUCGAGGAGGGGUAUCGUUCUAAAACUGUUCCAAAAGCAGGAAAUUUAAUCGAGAAUGAGGCAUCGAAAAUGGACGAGACGGGAAAUUUGGAGGAGAAUUCAAUCGAAUUCGAUUCUCCAUUGGAGAAGGGUGAACCGUUCGGGGAUAAUUUAUUGGAUCGCUCGAAACCAUUCGCAAUUUCCACGACCGAUGAAAACUUGCUAGACUUGCCAAAGACGCCGACGUCAACCCCGAGAAUUUCCAUGGCGGAACUGAGAGAAUUGGGGGGGAACGAUAACCUGGAAUCGAUAGAUUCUUCGCGGGAGAAGAACGUUCUGGAUUCGUUGGAGUGCGCGAAGAAGAAGUUGAUGGCCGUGAACGACGUGGACAGUGUGGAGGAGGAAGCAACGUUCGCUCAACAAAAAGUCGACUUUCAUGCCGAGGAUAUUCAAGAACAAGAAAGCGAAUACACCGAGCAUUACGAUAUCGCGACCCAAAGGCACUUGGACAGCUUGACGAAGAGUGAAUCGUCCGAUUUUUCGCCACUGAUGGAUUCGACGAUGGAAAAUGAGGAGAGCAAAUGCCGAGAGGCUGUGGCGUCCGCCAAAGCUGAAUCGGCUUCGCAUCCGUCCCAGCAGAGCAAGAAUUCAGACGAAGAGGUCCGACUUGCCACUCCUCCGAGGCCAGGUUCGAUCGCCGAACGCGAGCACAAAAAAUGGGAAAAUGCUCCGCCUAUCGAAAACAAUCCGUACAGCCGGGAGAAUAUUCAAAAGAGGUUGUGGGAGAGGCAGUACUCGAGAAGAUCGUCGGAAAAUUCCGGAAUUUACACCGAAUUGUCAACGAGCAAUGGAACGGACUUGCUUGACGUGUUAACAUCUCGAGAAUCAAAUAUGCAAAGGUUCGGCAGGGAUUAUUACGUGAACGGAUCAGUGAAUGAGAAAGGCAGAAGAUCGUCGGACAAUCCCGGAAUACACAACGAAUUGAGCAACGGAACGGAUACGGAUGACAUGUCAUCGUUACGGGAAUUAAAUAUCCAAAGAAACAUGGGGGAUUAUUACGACACGAGGGCGAAGGAGAAAGGGAGAAGAUCGUCCGACAAUCCUGGAAAUUACGAGUUAUCAACGAGCAGCGGGAGUUUGAACGACGUGCUGUCGACAUUCCGAGACGAAAGCAUACAAAGAUCUGCCGGGGACUAUUGCGUGUACGAUCAAAAAGCGUCGGUAAACGAGAAGGGAAGAAGAUCGUUGGACAAUCCCGGAUCGGUCGAGGAUUAUUACGAGAAAAAUCGAAAAUCAUCAGCGAAUAAAAAAGAAAGAAGAUCGUCAGAUAUAAUAAUCGAUGACGUUUCACUAUUCCAAGAACUAAAUAUAAGAUCCGCCGGGGACUGUUACACGAACGAUUCGAAGCCGUCUGCGAACAACAAAGGGAGACGAUCGUCGGGCUUCUCGACGUCGACGAGCAGACCGAGCAGCUCGUUAUCCCAACGAUCAAGCUUCAAUGGGAUCGCGGACCAGGAUCAACAGGAGGAGGAAACACAAUACAAGGAAACGGAGUCCCUGUUGAACCGAAGCAACGAUGUUAAAUCCAAAGUGGCUAAGUGGCAAAACAACAACGUGGAGAGCAAGUAUCUGGCAGGAUCUGGGCAGGAUGAUUCCUCGAAAGGGGGGGAGAAAGGAAAGGAGAGGUUCUCCUCGAGAUCGAUGGAGGGUCAGAGGUCGUGGGAGGAGCAAAGAUCGAUGGAGGAGAUUCUGGAGAACGAGAGGAAGAACAGCAAGAACGAGGUAAACGCGAAAUUGAACAACCAAGAGAGCACCAACACCGUGAUCGAAACGAAAAUGUUCAACUCCGAGAGAAACCAGCGGAAGAUCAAGAGGAUCGAUCUGAAGGCGUACGGUUUCGAAAAUGAAUUCUGCUCCAACAGAAUCAGAACUUCGACCCCGAGGGUUGUGAAUAAGUUGGAUCUGAGAUCUUUCGGCUACGACGACGGAAUUCGACGUACCCAGUCAAACAUUCAACUGAACAGCGUCGACAAUGACGAAUUCAAGGUUGCUAGGUACGCCAAUUUGUCGCAAGGGCAGAAGGGUUACAAGGAUCACGAUAGGGAUCAAGACGAGAUCGAGGAUCGAGGAUCCGGGGACAACAGCUUGACGCAGAGCACGGAGACGCUCAACAAAUUCGAGGACGAGAGUUACAACGAGUUCAAAUUGAGGCCCGCGAAAUCUGUGCCGAACAUCACCAAGUGUUACUCGAGCAGGACAAGCCAGAGGGAGGAUGAGGAGGAGUACGAUCGAAACUCGUUCGACGAGUUCGAAGUGAUUAAGACCGGUUCGGUGAGGAAUCUCGCGAACAAUUAUAACCAGAAGAGUGUUAAUAUUAAGAGUAGCCAGUCAUCGAUCGACGACGGGUCGGAGAACGAUGGGGAUAAUUCUUUGGAGGGCACGCAGAGUCAUCGGUCGUUGAACGACGCGAAGAAGAAGAGUUCGAGCGACGAGGAGUUUGAUAAUAAGGUGUUGCCGAUGCCAUCGGUCAGAAGGCUUGCUGAGGUAUUUAGUAAGCAAAGUGAACACGUUCACGUCCCUGUUACAAAGACAACGAAAUCAUGUAACAUGUACAACGAGAGAUCUUCGACGCCAGAAAUUCAAAUAGUUGAAACACCAAGGCAAAUGCACAGCCUAACCGCCAGAUCGCUUUCGAAACAAUUUCGAGAAGGUUUGAGGCGAAUUCCAAACAAAGUUACUUCACCUCCGGCUAGCCACGUCGUUAUGGAACAAUGCAAAGUAGGCGAGAGUCAAAUGGAAGUAGUGCAACCGAAGAACGAUGUGUUUAACGAUACGAACGUGAUUCUACCGGGAAAAUUGAAAUCGAAUAUAAUAUUCUGGGAACAGAUGCAGAAAAAGAUGUAAAGCGUAUCUGUCUGCUUUAAAUUUGGUGCACGUUUGUCAAAAAAAAAAAAAAAAGAGGAAUUAAUAUAGGAAUCAAAUUAAAGUGGUAUAUAUUCCGUA